Molecule: messenger RNA, 1800 nt
Organism: Oncorhynchus tshawytscha (Chinook salmon)
Lineage: Eukaryota; Metazoa; Chordata; Actinopteri; Salmoniformes; Salmonidae
Gene: tmem33
Product: transmembrane protein 33
Exons: 8
Coding region: 167-919 (250 amino acids)
Biological process (GO): membrane organization; endoplasmic reticulum tubular network organization
Cellular component (GO): membrane; endoplasmic reticulum
Source: RefSeq, a predicted model, not a curated record
AGAAGCAGUUACUGCAUAUCUUCAUACUGUCUUUGGUAGGAACGACGCAGAUGGCUGAGUAGCUAGCUACAGUAGCAAAAUUAGCCAACAAAAUAACACAAUCACUGGUACAAGUGACACCUAACGUUGAUCUCGACAGUUUCAGGGAUAAACCAGAGUCAAGAAGAUGGCUGACACAGAGCAAACAAGUGCUCCUCCUUCCCCUCAAUUAGGGACAGUGCAAUUCAUGUUGGCUAACAAACUAGAGACGGCAAUGUGGCUCUCGCGGCUCUUCACCGUCUAUUGCUCAGUAAUGUUCAUUCUACCUCUCUUAGGACCUCAGGCGGCUGCCAAUUUCUAUCAGCGUGCGCUGCUGGCCAACGCACUCACCAGUGCUCUGCGGCUACACCAGCGGCUUCCUCACUUCCAGCUCAGCAGAGCCUUCCUAGCCCAGGCACUCCAAGAGGACAGCUGUCACUACCUGCUAUACUCCCUCAUCCUGGUCAACUCUUACCCCAUUACAAUGAGCAUAUUCCCAGUCUUCCUCUUCUCAUUGCUUCAUGCAACCACCUACACAAAGAAGGUUCUUGACGCAAUGGGCCCCAAUAGCCUUCUCUUCAUGAGGAACUUCCUCAACAAGCUCUCGGCCAACCAGCAGAACAUCCUGAAGUUCAUCGCCUGCAAUGAGAUCUUCCUCAUGCCAGCCACCAUAUUCAUGCUCUUCAGUGGCCAGGGAAGCUUGCUGCAGCCUUUCAUUUACUACAGGUUUCUAACUCUCCGCUAUACAUCAAGGAGAAACCCAUAUUGCCGCACCCUAUUCUCAGAGCUGCGGAUUCUGCUGGAACAUUUCGUCAUGAAGCCCGCCUGCCCCGCCUUCUUCAGAAAGAUGUGCCUCAACAGUAUCUCCUUUAUGAGCCGCCUGGCCCCCACCGCAGUGUGACCUUACUUCCUGUUCCCACACAACCAUAGUUUGUACUGUAAGGGGCGUGGCAGCAUUUCAACUCGAGCAGGAUGGACGAACAACAACUUUGAGAGCAAGGGAAAAAACCUUUUGAAUGUUAGUCUGGUCUGUCUUCCUGCUGCUCUGUUCAUACGCUACAGCGGAGGCUGAGGCUCGGACUGCGACGCACUGAAAACUGAUUGUUUUCAAUAUGGCUUUAUGGAACAGCCGAACACUCACUCCCCCUUUUCUCUCUCGCUCUCUUUGGGAAUAAACACCAGCUGACUAUUUGAUGUGUUCUACUUCUAAGGAUUGACCUUGUGAUGGUUAAAUGUCUUUGUCAUGGAAAAUACUUGUUCUUAUCGUUAAAUAAAAUACUAACUUCUGAGAUUAGAUAGUUAAAUUGUACUAUACAUCGUUGCAGUCAUUUAUUUUUUUUAAUAGCCAAAUUUUGCCAAAUUGUGCUUUUCAAAGGCGAUGUCAGUUGCUCUGUAUUUUAUUUUUUACAUCCACUAAUUCCAUUUUAUAUGUUCUUUUUCUUACACGAAAAGCAUUGGUUAUGAUUUUGUCUUAACACAUUUCUACUCUUAUGAAUUUGAAGUUUAGAUUAUUCAAGUUUAGAUUAGAUUUUCAAUUAGAAAACCUAUUAAAAAUGCUAUUUAAAUUCAGGUUCAAUUGAACUGAUUUGUGGCUAAUAUCCCUAUAGUUUUCCGAUUCAGUGCACACCCAUGUUAAAUGGCUUUAUUUAACUUGUAGAGAAAAGAUGUUUGUAUAGCUGGAAUAAAUUUCUCCAUUCUAUUCAAUCAAAAAAUGAAAGAAAUGACCUUGUUGAAUGAGAUUUAUAACCUCCAUAUUCACUAAUAUAAACAUGAUUCGUAUCA